Messenger RNA from Electrophorus electricus (electric eel), 2962 nucleotides. The record is from RefSeq and is a predicted model, not a curated record. Lineage: Eukaryota; Metazoa; Chordata; Actinopteri; Gymnotiformes; Gymnotidae.
CACACACACACACACACACUCACACACACACACACACACACACACACACACACACACACACACACACGUUAUUUUGCGUUUAUUUGGAAAUGCAUCGAAAGUAGGCCCGGUCUGUUUCGGUGAUGCCGUCCAGUGUUGCCGCUACAAACCCCGCAUUCAAAACUUCCGGGACGGACCGGGACGCAGCUUCGACAAAAUCGAGUUCAGAGCAGGAAGAGGAAGUGUGUGAGCUGACACAAGGAGACACCAUGACAGACACCCCAGCACGCAGAGUGGGACGCCCUGCUCGCAAACGCAAACCCCCAGUGGAACACCAGGGGUGCUAUGGAGUAGAGGCCAUCUCCAGAAUGCUUAGAAUGAGCCAGGUGGAUAGCCGUGAGUCUCUGAAGGAGGGCGUGGUCGCGGUGAAGGAGGCGGAGUUUAACGGCGAGAACGGAAACGGGGUCUCCCGGGGGGCCUUGCAGGGGCCCGACUCCUCCCCUGACUCCUCCCAGCAGAACGGCUCAGACAAGCCGGGUCAGGACGAGGGCUCCGAUCCCUCGACUCCGCGGAAGAAACGUGGCAGGAGGAAACUGGAGCACCCGGAGAAGCAUGUGGAAGAGGAUGGUAGCAACAGUGACACCAGCAGAGGAGAAGGGGAGAGCGGCCGUGUGCGCGGCCGGCAGGGCUGGGACGUCAGCCUGCGCCGGAGACCCGUCCCCAGAGUCACCUACCAGGCAGGAGACCCCUUCCGCAUGAGCAGAAGGGAGAGAGAGGAGCUGCUGGCCCAGUUUAAGAAGCAGAAGGAAGAGAAGAAGACCCACCUGGCGAUGCCGAUGACUGAUGCCAUGUCUGACCAAUCAGGAGAAGACACUCAGAAAAAGGAAGAGCAGACAGUAGUCACUCUGCCACCCACCCCCACACCCCAGACCCCGCCCCCUCAGCAGCAGCACACAGACCCCGCCUCCCCGACUGUCGCCACGACGCCCGAGCCCGCCCCUGUAGCCUGUGCUAACAGUGAGCGUCGUAAGUCUUCGGAGGUGGAGCAGGAAUAUGAGGACGGCCGUGGGUUCGGUAUCGGGGACCUCGUCUGGGGGAAGCUGCGUGGGUUCUCCUGGUGGCCCGGCCGCAUCGUGUCCUGGUGGAUGACCGGCCGAAGUCGGGCUGCGGAGGGGACCAGAUGGGUCAUGUGGUUCGGAGAUGGAAAAUUCUCUGUGGUGUGUGUGGAGAAGUUGUUACCUUUGGGUUCUUUUUCUACUGCCUUUCAUCAGCCAACAUACAGUAAGCAGCCCAUGUACAGAAAAGCCAUCUAUGAGGUGCUACAGACGGCCAGUACGCGGGCAGGUAAACCGUUCCAAGUGUGUGUGACGAGUGAUGACUCGGACUCGGGGAAGAGUGUUGAGCUGCAGACCAGAGAGAUGAUAGACUGGGCGAGCGCGGGGUUUCCCCCUACAGGAGCCAAGGGCCUAGAACCCCCGCCAGCGGAGCGUAAUCCCUACACAGAGGUGUAUCCGGAGAUGUGGGUGGAGCCUGAGGAAGCAGCAUACACCACCCCACCCACUAAGAAACCUAGGAAGAGCAGCGUGGACAAACCCAAGAUCAAGGAGAUUAUAGAUGAAGGGACCAGAGAGAGGCUCGUGUAUGAAGUUCGUCAGAAGUGCCGGAACAUCGAAGAUAUGUGCAUAUCCUGUGGAAGCCUGAAUGUGUCACUUGAACAUCCACUCUUCAUUGGAGCCAUGUGCCAGAGCUGCAAAAACUGCUUCCUGGAGUGUGCAUACCAGUAUGACGAUGAUGGCUAUCAGUCCUAUUGCACCAUCUGCUGUGGAGGGAGAGAGGUUCUUAUGUGUGGAAACAACAACUGCUGCAGGUGCUUCUGUGUGGAGUGUGUGGACCUGUUGGUAGGGACGGGCUCUGCGCAGGCUGCUAUAAAGGAAGACCCGUGGAAUUGCUACAUGUGCGGCAGCCGCACGGUGUUCGGGCUGCUCCGUCGCCGUGACGACUGGACAUCACGACUGCAGCUGUUCUUUGCCAACAACCACGACCAGGACUUUGAGUCUCCUAAGCUCUUUACCCCUGUUCCAGCAGAGAAGAGGCAACCAAUCCGAGUGCUCUCUCUGUUUGAUGGCAUCGCUACAGGUUUAGUGGUGCUAAAGGACCUAGGGAUCCAGGUGGAGCGUUACGUGGCGUCCGAGGUGUGUGAGGACUCCAUCACUGUGGGCCUGGUGCGGCACCAUGGACGCAUCAUGUAUGUGGGAGAUGUCCGCAAAGUCACACGCAAACACGUGAGUCGCAGUGUAAUACCGGAAUGGGGUCCAUUUGAUCUUGUGAUUGGUGGAAGCCCAUGCAAUGAUCUUUCUAUUGUCAACCCAGCCAGGAAAGGACUCUAUGAGGGCACUGGUCGUUUGUUUUUCGAGUUCUACCGGCUGCUGCAUGAAGCUCGUCCUAAAGACGGAGACGACAGACCAUUCUUCUGGCUCUUCGAGAACGUCGUUGCCAUGGGAGUCAGUGACAAGAGAGACAUUUCACGCUUCCUUGAGUGCAACCCGGUGAUGAUCGACGCCAAGGAGGUGUCAGCUGCCCACCGUGCCCGAUACUUCUGGGGCACUCCUGGCAUGAACAGGCCAUUGACUGCCAUGGCAAAUGACAAGCUUGACCUGCAAGACUGUCUGGAACAUGGACGUACAGCCAAGUUUGACAAGCUGAGAACCAUCACCACCCGCUCCAACUCAAUCAAACAGGGCAAGGACCAGCAUUUCCCCGUCUACAUGAACAACAAAGAAGAUAUCCUCUGGUGCACCGAGAUGGAGAGGGUGUUCGGAUUCCCCGUCCACUACACCGAUGUGUCCAACAUGAGCCGCCUGUCCAGGCAAAGGCUUCUGGGAAGGUCGUGGAGCGUCCCCGUGAUCCGACACCUCUUCGCGCCGCUGAAGGAAUACUUCGCCUGUUAAUGAGCCCCACCUGCCCGAGUCGCAUUAUGACAUCA